CCUUGUAAAUAAUAUAUUUAAGAUAACUGCUAAUAAGUAUUUACAAUGGCUAGCUCCACACAACACACAAUAGUUUGUUUUGAAGAUGUGAAGUCUUUCCCGCCUGUUGUAAAUGGAAAAAUAAAUUUGGUGAGCUUCUUGGAAGCUGCAACGGAUUUGGUCUACCUUGUUGAACGCCUUGGCACAGCUUUUGCACCUGUAAAAUUUGAUAUGCAAGGAAAUAUUGAUAGAAUAAAAAAAAAUUACAAAUUUGAUGAAAAUUCCUGUUUACUGAUGUUAAUGCUUGAAGAAAUUAAUAAUGGUAAAGCUCCUGUUACUGAAGGAGUUUUAUGGCUUAACAGAGCUCUGCUGUUUUUCGAAUUAGUAUUUGUAGAUAUACUAGAAAAUUUACAGGCAAAAAAGGAGAUAAAUAUGAAAUAUGUAUUCACCAAAGCAUAUGAAGGUUCUGUAAAGAAGUAUCACAGUUGGGUCACACAACAAUUAUUUAUAUUCAUCUGCAAGAUGUCACCAACUUUUGCACAAAUGAUCAAAUCUUUUGGAGUUGAUGGUGAUAUCAAAAGUUUCGAGACAAAAUUGGCGAGUUUCAAUAUCACAUUGCACUUAAAUCGCUGCAAGAUAGACGACUUUUUUAAAGACAACAACUUAUUUAGUGAUACAGCUUAACCAACAUUAAAAUCUACUAACUGAAACCAAAAAUAAAUUAUAGGAUAUUUUAAAGUACGUUAACGAGAUAUAUUAUACAUAUGAUAAUAAAAAAAGUUCAAGCACCACAGUUACAAUGAUUCAAUGGUUUGUAAGGUUUGAUAGAAGUUAAAUUAUGUGCUAGCAUUAAAACUAUAAAUAUAUCUUAAAAAAAUGAACAUGAAUAAGUGAAAAAAAGCUACAGAAUUAGAGACACAGCAGAGGCAUGAAGAGGUUUAAUCACUUUUAAAAAGUAGUUUUAGAUAAUUGAAUAUUGACUUAUUGGUUGUAACAGAAUUUGCUAAAAGCAAAAAGUCAGGGCGCUAAAAUAUACUUUUUACAGGAAAGGCAAAAUAAUGUGUAACCGAACGUAGAUUCGAAUACACCUAGCUUUUGAAUUCCAAAUAAUUUAACAAAUAAAGUCCCUGCAUUAGAUGCAGCCAAUUCCCUUUGUUACUCCACAGCUACUGAGAGCACUUGAUUGCGAAUUUCUUGCUCUGAUAACCUUUGUUUAGAAUUAGAAGAAUUGAGACCUGAGUGAGCUGAUCAUUCAUAGUUGGAAAGGGGAUUUAGGUAAAUGUUAAUCGGAAUCGGAGAAAAAAAUCUUUAUGUGGACAAAUUUUAAUAAAACUCCUGCAAUUCAAGCUGCCUUAUAAGUAAGUACUUUGACACUGAAAGAUUAAGACGAUGUCUUACGGUUUACUAUGGCAACAUUUCAAAGGAGGAGUUAAAUGCAGUCUUCAUCACAAAUACUGAGAUAUAGAACAAAAUUUCCUUUAAAAAUUUGAUUCGUGGAAAGUUCUAAAAAAUAACAUGUACUAGUCAGAUUGUUUCAAAAUGAAUUUGAACCUUUACAUUUAAACACUGUACUUUGUAGAUCCAAUCAACUGUGUCAAAAUUAUAUCAUUUUUCCCUUGAAGUUUUCCCAGUGUUUCUACAAAUAAAAACCAGUGCCUUGAAGAGUUUAAUGGCAAAUACAAAUAUUUAAAUAUGAAUGUUGAAAACCAUUUUAAUGAAAUCUUAUAUAUUUUGAUACCAAUAAUAAAUUUAAUAAAUAUGAGUCAGAGAAUUGAUUUACUUUUAUAUGAACGGAGAAGUUUUCUGUAUUCCAUUUUGUUUGAAGUAGUUAUUUAAGAAAAAGUGCAAUCAUUAUUUUAAAGUUAUGACUAAUAUUUUUUGUGUGCUUGACGCUAUUUUUUAAAGUUGAAUGUAAUUUAUGACAGUAUUGUUUAAAAAAAACUUAAUUUACUUUUGUAAUUAACUAUUAUAUAACAAGCUAUGUUAAAUAAUUAUGUUUAUUAUGCCAAAGCUUUGCUAAAUACAGCAAUUUUUAUUAAAUAUCUUAAGAUAUGGUUCCAGCAUCAAAUGUAUUAUGACAAUAAAGUCUUUUCAUUUAAAGUAUGUUUCAUUUAAAAAACCUUUGGUCAUUAUGCCAUUCAACUUGAUCUAUAUGCCAUAAUGACUGAUCUUUUUUGUCAUGGUUAAAAUUGGCAUGAACGCACAUUCAUCCUGGUUUUAAGUGGUUAUUGUAAGUAUAUCAACCACAUAUUAAAUGAGAGUGCUUUGAAGAUUGAAUUUUCAUUGCAUUGAUACAACAGCUGUUCUAUCUGUUCAAAAGAGUACAUGCAGGAGUAGUUAUCAUACCCAUCAGUGCCCUAAAGCAUGAAUUAGGCUAUUAGAGAAAAAAAAAAAUAUUUUUAUUUUUAUUAAGCAUAUGGCAUGACCCACCUGAUGGGCAUAAGUAGCCUCUAUCACUCAUGGACAUCAGCAAUGACAGGGAAAACAAAGUUGCUGCCUAUGUUUUGUUUGUUUUAAAAACUCAACCCAUUAAGGUUUAUUUUCUAAUUUUAAUAAAUGAAAAAUGUAUACUGCGUUUACCUUCGUUUCAAAUUAAGAAAUCUAAAGUUAUGAAAUAUAUAGAUAUCCUAAGUCUCUUUGCAAAAGAAAUUUGAUUUUCGAUAAAAAAAGGACAUAACAAAAAAUGCUUUUUCACAUUGACAAUGCUAUUAUUUAAUGUUUUGUAUUUAUCAUACCAUGAUUAGUGCUCAUACUAAUUACAGUCUGAUACUAUAUAAAUUAUGCUCCAUUCUACCAUAAUAUUACUACAAUAUUAUCUUAUAAUUUUACUACUCUACUA
Molecule: messenger RNA, 2818 nt
Organism: Bombyx mandarina (wild silkworm)
Lineage: Eukaryota; Metazoa; Arthropoda; Insecta; Lepidoptera; Bombycidae
Biological process (GO): intermembrane lipid transfer; ceramide transport
Cellular component (GO): cytoplasm; membrane; cytosol
Molecular function (GO): ceramide 1-phosphate binding; ceramide 1-phosphate transfer activity
Source: RefSeq, a predicted model, not a curated record